Daldinia childiae is the source of this 651-nucleotide messenger RNA. RefSeq lists its product as uncharacterized. The transcript has 3 exons. Gene Ontology annotation, molecular function: protein binding. The coding region runs from base 1 to 651 and encodes 216 amino acids. Lineage: Eukaryota; Fungi; Ascomycota; Sordariomycetes; Xylariales; Hypoxylaceae. The record is from RefSeq and is a predicted model, not a curated record.
AUGGCGGAUGAUCAUGAACACGAGGGUGCCUCCGUAAAGGAGCGGCUGAUCGAAGCCUGCCGAAGGAACAAUGUCGACUUACUCCACGAUGUAAUCUCGAAUUGCAAGUCGGAUGAAGAAAUCUCCGCCCUCCUCAACACUACUACAACUGUCAUGGGUAAUCACCUCUACCACGAGGCUGCCCUGCAGGGAAACUACGAGAUUAUCGACACACUUCUGGACCAACCAGAUUUUGAAUGUGAUCCUCUGAAUCGUAUCGAAGGGGACACGCCCCUGCACAGCGUCAUCCGCUGGAUCAACAGCGAGCCCCCUGCCCAGCGCGAAUUCGGCAACGCCCUCGUACAAAUGAUGCUCGAAGCCGGAUCGUCCACACGCGUGCGCAACAAGGCCCGACUAACGCCGUAUCAACUCGUCGAUCCUUCUAAUGCCGGCUUGCGCGACCUGAUCCAGAAGCACGAGUAUGCCGAGUUGAAUGCGGGCGAUUUUGUCGACUCCACGCCUGCACCCCCCAAAGAGAACAAGAAGGCCGUGGCGAGUUCCUUUGUUGAUGUUAGGCAGGAAGAUAAUGACGAUGAUGAUGCCGAGUUCUCAGGUAGUGACGAUGAAGAGCGUGCCGAAUGGGAGCGUAGGCGCAAGACCAAAGGCCGGUAG